AUGUCUGCCAAGAAUUACGAUGCUGAGGUUGCCUGUAAGUGCCUGUGCUAUGUCAUGUGCGUGCCUUUCUUCCUGCCCAUCAUAGCUCGCGAGCAGCUGUACGUGGCAGCGGUGCGAGCGCUCUUUAAGGCAAACACUUCCCUGCAAGACCGAGAGACUCAAUACUCACAGCAAAUGAAGGCGCUCUGGGACCUUAGCCCGGGCGACGCGGACGCCUGUGCGUUGUACGCAUUGUCCUUGCUGGGGCAGCUUCGGAGCGUGGGCGGCUAUGUGACUGACACCGAAGCGGCCACAACAGCACAACUGAUUCAGUUACUGCUGCAAGCCCCCAGGCAGCAGGUCCACAGCAGGUCCACAAUCACAAGGGCGCCUCCGAUCCUCUAUACUGCUAAAGAUAAACUUGAAGAUUGCGUGGACCAAUUUCCCAACCAUGUUGGCGCCUGGCACUACCUGACCCAUGUGUACGACGAGGAUGAGCCGGACAUGGCAAGUCAAGGCGUGCCUGCGGCCCUGAAAUUGGCCGCACUCGCCCCCAAGUCCAACGUUGCGCAGCACAUGGCUAGCCACUUCUUCCUUCGCUCCGGCAACUGGACCCAGGUGGUACUGUAUAACCAGGCCGCCGUCAGUGCCUCGGACUCGUAUUGCAAGGCGGUGAGCAAAGGCAACGACUGCGAUGCUGAUAACCGCUGGCACGCACUGGAGUGGCAGUUGUUUGGCCAGUUGCAGCAGUGUGGUGUUACGGCGGCUUAUACGAGCUAUUUGCGGAUACAGGGUGUAGCUGCCUCCAUGAACUACACGGGCGACUAUGUGCAGUGGCUCUAUCGCAGCUAUGCGCACAUGCAGCUGCAAUCCCUCAACUCAAUGGGCAUCAUUCCGCUCAGGAACUCGACCGACAACGACACAGCGAUGCUGCCGCCGCCGCUGUACGAUACCGGGGCUGUCCAGAACGCUGCGGACAUCAUGGAUCACUUCUGGCCUCCCCAUGCGGAGGCUCACGCGCUUCUGGCGCGCGUCUUCUCGCUGACCUACGGCAGCGAUUCGGCGCGUCUGCAGAACCCGACCGUGGUCACGACGGUCAACCUGUUGCUGGCGCGCCUGGACACGAUUGCAUCGGCGCAAAGCAACCUCGUCAACUCUUCUGCCUCGUCACUGAAUAGGGAUAUGCUGACCCAGCUGACCAUUGUGCAGCUGCAGGCCAAGGCGCUUGUCGGUGCUUCUGCAUGCGCGGCAGGCCUGCCGGCCUGCAACGUUACGUCCUGGAUGGCGCUCAUGGACGACGCUCUCGCUCGCCAUACGUCCAUCUCGAACUCGACCACGCUGCCGUCGCUCAAGAUCGCCCCCACUCCCGAGUUCUACGGCAACCUACUCGUCGCCACCAACGGCAAUGCCACUACCGCCCGGGACCUUUUCUUGCGUUGCCUGAACGAGCUGCCAGGCCGCAUGCAAUGCCUGCUGGGCCUUGCACGCACGUCAAACAAGCUCAAUGACCUGCCGGGUGCGAUCGGCCGGUACAAGCAGCUUCAGUCGCAGUGCAGCACUGGCGACAAGGCCUUCCCGGCGCUGAAGGAGGCGCUCAGCCGGCUGUCGCCACUGUCGCCACCCCCUUCAUCGAAAAAGGGUCUUCUUCGCCGGGCGCUACAGGUCGAGGCGCAAGUCGUGGUGGCUUAA
This is a messenger RNA of Volvox carteri f. nagariensis, 1668 nucleotides long. RefSeq lists its product as uncharacterized. Lineage: Eukaryota; Viridiplantae; Chlorophyta; Chlorophyceae; Chlamydomonadales; Volvocaceae. The transcript has 12 exons. The coding region runs from base 1 to 1668 and encodes 555 amino acids. The record is from RefSeq and is a predicted model, not a curated record. Gene Ontology annotation, cellular component: intracellular anatomical structure.